Molecule: messenger RNA, 844 nt
Organism: Durusdinium trenchii
Lineage: Eukaryota; Dinophyceae; Suessiales; Symbiodiniaceae
Source: the annotation of a GenBank genome assembly
GAAAAGGAUGCUGACAAGUCUUUAUAUAUAUACAUACUUUCUUCCCCGAACAAACAGACAUACCAUGUUUGUUCUUUUCAUCAGUUUUGAAGAUACAUGCAGAUCGCCUGUGGUCACACCGACCGCCUCCACAUUCGGCAGAAUCUUUUGUGCGACCGCCUUUCACAGCCGACUGCAGAGAUGGUGGACGCGCUUAUUUUUCUGCAAGAUCACAAAGCUGAUUUGCAGCACAUUGGUGAGACUCUCACGCAGCAAACGCAGCGAAGGCAUGCGACCAAGGAGUUGAUGCUGGCGACUUGCUUUUGCAUUUUUUUUGAGUAUCUCCCAAUUGCAGAAAGUGGUGAUGCAGCCAGAGUACUUGAAACCUUCUCAGGGGUCCUUAGUCGGCCUGAUGAUUUUUUGGAGGAUUUGAUGAAGUUGCGCGCGCAAGGCGUACCCAAGGACAAAAUCUUUCGGCUGCAACCUCUAAUUCACGAGGUGAACAUCAACGGCACAGAUUCGAGAGGAGUCUUGGAUUCGCUCACUGCGUUUGCUAGAGCAGCUCUUGAAAGCGCGCAGAUCUACUGCGAGAUCAGAGAUGCUGCCGAGAAUGGACAAAUUGACAGACAGCAGGCAGCCAAUCUGUUGGACUGCCUCGAAAGUGACCAAAGGAGAAUGGUGACCGCCAUGGACAACCAUGCGGAGGGUGAAUUAGCCUCACCAUAGCCGAACGCGUGUCACCUUGUAGAUAGCUUGAGAACGCAUACAUUGUACGCAUUCUUUGGCCAUUGCCGGAGUUCCGGACAGUGGAGUUGACCUUUCUAGGACAGGAUGAGGCCAGUCAGACCGUAUGCCAGAUCUGAUA